This is a messenger RNA of Condylura cristata (star-nosed mole), 3054 nucleotides long. Its product is annotated as WD repeat-containing protein 87-like. Lineage: Eukaryota; Metazoa; Chordata; Mammalia; Eulipotyphla; Talpidae. Gene Ontology annotation, molecular function: protein binding. The record is from RefSeq and is a predicted model, not a curated record.
AUGGGCUUUGGGCCCUGCGGCCCGGAAACUCCAGUUUCCCAGACCCGGAUCUGGCCAUCAGCUAUCCUGGACAAAGACCCAGCGAGGACGCCCUUCACCCUGUCGCGGGAUGGCAGGGGGCGCCUCCUCCAGGCUGAUGGGAAACCCAAGGAUCAGGACGUGCUGGUUCUGAGCAACUGGCCCAACACUGUGUACAAGACACUUCACCAGCCCCAGUUCUCCCCUUUCAUCUGUUUCUAUUCCAUUGAUGACAACUACUUUGUCUCCUUAAACUGGAUGGAACCAAGUGCAAACAAAAUGAAGGCAGUACUUUGGAUACAGGAAGGAGACACGGACACCAAAGCAAUACUGAAGCAGCAGUUCCACGUGCGGGAUCACGUGCCACCGAUCCAAGCCAUGGUCCACGCGGGGCCCCGCCACAUCCUCAUUGCCUACUGCGACGACGUGUGCCUACGGCUCUUUGGGGACCACCAACAGGCAUUCACCCUGCUGGGAACUGUGCCCUGCCACUUCUACGUCAGCUGCCUCUGCUUUGACCCAGCGACCGAGGUGCUGCUCUCUGGCACCCUGGGUCCCGUGGUCACCUGGUUCAUCCUACCGAACGGCAGCGGCCUUCAGAUGGCACAGACCGUGCCCAUGCCUGAUUACGAGUUUGUCCAGGGUUUGUCCCUGAACGGCCCCCAGGGCUCCCUCCUGGCUUUUUGUGAGAAUAAGGUGAGGGUCUUCACCCACCAGGGCAAGGGACAACUGAAAGAGGUGAAGACGUUCUCUCCCCUCAGCGGCUCCCCCAUCACCUGCUCCUUCACCUGUGUCCCUCAGGGCUAUUCCUAUGCUGGCAACAAGGAUGGAGAGGUCCAUGCUUGGGGGCUAGCCCAGGGCAACUUCCUCCACAGCUUCCAGGCCCACUCCUCGUCGGUGCUAUGUGUCCACAGCCGGCCCGACACCUACACCUUGCUGACGGCAGGCGCCGAGGGCCUGGUGAAGGAGUGGAAUCUGGCUUUUGGGAACUUGCUGUGGCAGCUAGGAAAGCUGCACUUCAUCGACAACACCACCUUCUUCUGCCAGACGGGCUGCGCCUUCUCCCUGCACCACCUGCCCUACUUCUACACCCUCUUCCACGUGUGCGGCUCUGUGCCCCAGCACAUGCGGUGCGCCUGCUGUGGCCAUAACUGGGCCCGGAUCCUGUGUGCCUCCAAGGACGGCCUGCUGCACUUCCUGUCUCCCGUGACGGGGGAGCUCCUGGCGGUCACGUGGCCUCUGCAAGUCAUGGAGAAGGCCAAGGUGUGGGCCUAUGACUCCGCCAGCGAGGAGCUCUUCGUGGCAACCCACAGUCCGGAGGUGCUGGUGUUCGAUGCCACACGCUCCCCUUGCACAGUCAAGUACCUCCUGUGUACGUCAGUAAAACCCGGGGACAGAGUGCGAUGUCUGGCCUACGCGCAGUCCCGUUUGGGCAAGGGCCUGGAAGGACUGGUCUUCUGCGGCCAUGACAGUGGCGUCGUGAGGGUCCUCUCCCAAUACAGCUGCACGCGAGUGGAGAAGGCGCUGCAUGCCGGGCCGGUGCUGGCGCUGUCCUGAGGGACCCCAGAGGAGCCCCUGCUGUGCUCCUACGGCAUCGACACCGUGUACUUGACGGAAGCCGUGCUUCAGGAGAACGCGGUAACCCUGGAGCCCAUUAUCAAAAUCCUCUGUGGUUGCGCCCUAAAACACGUGAUUCUCUUGCCAGACUCCGUGGGCGCCAUCACUGAAAACCACUGCUGGCGUCUCUGGCACUUCCAAGAUUUCACCACAUCGUCGGGAUUCAAACAGAGCUCCGUCUUUCAAGAGACAAAGAGCCUGCACCCGUGUGCCAUCGUGUCCUUUGACGUCUGCCUCUCCCUGAAGCUCUUUGUCACGGGGGGUACUGAUGGCAAAGUCCGCAUCUGGAACUGCCAGGGUAGACUCCUGACUGAGCUGAAGUCAGCCUUGCAGUUUGGCCCGCUUUGCUUUGCCAACAACCGGGGCGACCUGCUUCUGGCCUUCAACCACAGCCUUUACAUGGUAUCUUGCUUAAAACUGCUCCCGCAUGCAGAGCUGACUCUCCUCUCUAGCCUCGACGGUGCGGAUGAAAUACAGGAAGUGCCCAAGCCCUUUCUGCCCAGCUUCCUUUAUUCAUUCAAGACAGUAUUUGUGCCCAAAUUUGUGUACCUUGAACAAGGGCUGCAGGAAUUCCAGGGACUCGCGGCCCUUGCUAACAAACGGGUCAUCGCCUUUGACAACAUCGUGCCUCACGUAGCAGAGGAAGAGAGACGGCUGUCCCCUGGGAUUCAAGAGCAGCCCAAAUUACACUUUGUGGAAAAGGAGAAGGACCCCAAUUUGUCUUCCACUGACCUGACGAGGCAAUGGCCCAUCACUCCUGACGGCUACAUCCCCAAUUCAGUGAUCCGAGCCCGCCUCUGGCCAGAGGGCACCCCCGUUAUACUAUGCUGUGGUGUGGACCCAGCCUACAGAGGCAAGGACAAGGACAUGAAGGAGAUCUUCAGACAGGCACAGCUGCUAAUGGCGACUCUAGCGAAGAAGAGCAUCUCGGCGACUAAGCAGAGGUAUAAGUUCAUGUCUGCUCUACAAGCCUACUCUGCUAUUCUUGAAAACCUGACAAAACGAAAUUGGAUAGGAAGACAAUUCAGUGAUGAAUUUAUAAAUAACCUAAUUGAGAUCAUCCUCAACCUCACAACUAGCUGUGCUGUGGAGAAAUUCAGGAAAUAUAUUAAUGUCCUGGAAAAACUUUUUGCCCUUUAUCAGAUCCCUUCAGGGCUGCGGCUGGAGGCUGCCUGUCGCCUGCUGGAAGACACAGCCGACUGCAACCCACAGAUCCGCGUGCUGAGCUGGGAGGGGCUCGAGCGGCUGGAUAUCACGAACCGCCUAUUCACUGUCCCGCUGGCCAUGGGGCUGAUGGACUGUGACGACAAUGUGCGGGAUAAAGCCUUACAACAUUUUAUAAAGGUCACAGGCAUCGACAAUAAGACCAUGCUGGUAGACCUGCUGAGGAAACAAGAAACUUUCCAAGAACUACAGUGA